Messenger RNA from Peniophora sp. CBMAI 1063, 1746 nucleotides. Lineage: Eukaryota; Fungi; Basidiomycota; Agaricomycetes; Russulales; Peniophoraceae. The record is from the annotation of a GenBank genome assembly.
AUGGGCCGCUUGCCCGAGUCGCGCUCUGGCAGCCCGCCGCGCCGUGUCCUUGUCGUUGCAGCCGGACUCGUCGUACUUGCCCUGUAUUGGUCCUUCUCGGAUCUCCUGUGCUUUCAUUCCCUGGUCGGCCACGUGCCUGUACCCGCCGCUUCAGCACCCCUCCCGAUCUUUAAACACUCCCUAUGCCCACAGGUCAAGCCGCUGAAUCCAACCAAAGGCGAUCCAUUGUUUCAAGACAUCGACGCUUAUCUCAUGUCUUGCGAAGGCAAGAAUUGGACAAUCGACUCGCUCUCCCAAGCAGUUCGAACUCCCACGCAACUGUUCGACGACUUUGAGCUACCGGGCGAGGACCCUCGUUGGGAUGUUAUGUUAGAUAUGCACGACUUCCUACGUGGACGGUUCCCUUUGGUGCAUGCGAAGUUAGAUAUACACAAGAUCAAUCGCUACGGCCUCGUGUAUACUUGGAAAGGGUCCGAUGAAUCUCUCAAGCCUCUCGUCUUGACUGCGCACAUGGAUGUGGUCCCAGUCAAUCCGGAGACCCGCCGCGAAUGGGAUCAACCACCCUUCUCCGGACUGUUUGAUGGCAACAACGUCUGGGGCCGCGGUAGCGCUGACGACAAAGCUAUGCUGAUCGGCACGAUAACGGCAAUUGAGCUGCUACUGCAGAGAGGCUAUAUGCCCAGACGCACUGUCAUACUGGCUUACGGCUUUGAUGAGGAACGCGGCGGGCGUAAUGGAGCGCGAACGAUUGGACAACAUCUCGUCGAACUCUAUGGUCAGAAUGGCGCUGCAAUGCUCAUUGAUGAGGGCGGGCAGUACUUCAUACAUGAUGACAUUGUCAUGGCUAUCCCCAAUGUAGCGGAGAAAGGCGCGUUGAAUGUUCAGAUCGAGGUUGCCACGCCUGGCGGUCAUUCUAGCGUCCCACCUGCGCACACAGGCAUCGGAGUAUUGUCUCGUAUCGUUGCCUUACUUGAGGACAACCCGUUCCCAGCGAUGUUGAAGCGUGACAGCACAUACUUUCGAUCUUUACGGUGCGAAGCAGCAUAUGACGAUUCCUUCUCCGACGAGCUACGCGGCUACCUUGCCCGCGCGAUCUCAGAUGACGCUGCAUUGAAGGCGGCGCAGAAAAAGUUGCUUCAGCUCGAUGAGAACCUCUUCCGCGCAUUCGCCGGCACGACACAGGCUGUCGACGUAAUCCAUGGCGGUUUGAAGUACAAUGCGCUACCGGAGCGCGCUCAUGCGAUCAUCAACCACCGCAUCGCCGAGGAUAGCUCUGUGGCCGAAACCGCCUCCCGCUACGCUCAAGUCUUGGCACCGUUCGCCACGAGAAUGAACCUUACCCUUGAAUCCUUCGGCACGAUGUACGGCGUUCAAGGUCCUGCAGACGGCCAUAUCACCGUCUCUACUAUUCGCCGUGGACUCAAUCCUGCACCUGUCACACCGACCGAGGGGAGUGGGGCGUGGGAAGUACUGUCCGGCACUAUCCUGUCGUCAUUGGACACCUCCGAGCGUGCUGAGCUUGCAGGGAAGCAGAUCGUGGUCGCGCCGGGUAUCAUGAUUGCCAAUUCGGACACAAAAUGGUAUAGGCGCUUAACAAGGAACAUCUUCCGCUAUGGUCACAUCGGAAAGACGGACCGUGAUGGUAUGCACACCGUAAAUGAAGCGAUUAAAGCCGAGGGAUACAUCGAGGGCAUCCGUUUCUACACCAGACUCAUCCUCAACGUCGACGAAUCCAGCCUACUCUGA